AUGUUCUCAGCCCUUAUCCCUCGGCUCAACGCGAUCAAGCAGCGAGUCCCGCUGCUGAACCAGCUGCAUCUGAACUUUAUCUUUGUACAUUACGCCUAUAUCAUCUCCUGGGUGCUCAUCAGCUCCAUCCUCAUCUACCCCGGCGGCCAUCUCUCCUACACAGAUGCUCUCUUCCAAUCGUCCGGUGCCGCCACCCAGAGCGGGCUGAACACGGUCGACAUCAACAAGCUGAGCCUCUACCAGCAGAUUGUGCUCUAUUUUGUUGCGAUUUUCUGCACCCCGAUCUUCAUCCAUAGCGCGCUGGUCUUUAUCCGACUGUAUUGGUUCGAGAAGCGGUUCCAGCACGUGGUUCGGGAUGCCCGCGCCUUGCGCACCACCCGGUCCCGCAUGGAUACGAUGACCCAGGACAAGGACAGCGAGGAGAUCAAUCGGGCGGAGUUGGGGAUUGGCGGCCGACCGAUUGUGGUGCUGCGGAACAAUGCGGGGGAUGCCCGAGGCCAUCGACUCCCCGACCCGACGCCCAAGGCCCCCGACGCUCCAGAGCAGGAAGAGACCCCCGACGGAAAGAAGACCAGUGAGCGCUCCAGCUCCGAGAAGACGGAGACCCCCCGGCCGAACCUGAGCCCCGAGCACCACAUCGCCUUCCUCGAGAACCAGCGCAAGAACAAAGGCGCCCUGCGCAUCCCCAGCCCCCGCGAGUACGACCGCGGCGGAGUCCCCGAAGCCCUGGAGGACGGCGAGGACGAGGAGCCCGAGCAGGUGCAGCAGCCUUCAAGCCCACAGGAGGAUCGCCGACGGAGCUCGACGGACUCGGACGAGGUCGAUCAAGUUGGUCCUCUGGAGGGACCUCACAUUACAAUCAAUGAGCCGGAUUUCACACGCACCCGCACACGAGGUAACACCUUCUCGCGCCUGGAUACGAGGCCCACCAUCCGUGACACCAUGACCAAGGAUGCCGACGACACCGGGCUGGGCCCGGUGACCACCAAGAAUACUUUCCGGGGCAUCUUCCGAUCGUUGACCCAGGAGCGGGAGCGGCCCACCCAGCCGUAUCUGAGCUGGAACGCCACCGUGGCGCGCAAUUCCAACUUUGUGGAUCUGACGGAGGAGCAGCGUGACGAACUCGGUGGCAUUGAGUACCGCGCGCUGAAGACGUUGGCCGUGGUGCUGAUUUCGUACUAUGUUGGUUUCCAUCUCUUCGGCCUGGUCAGUCUGGUUGGCUGGAUUAUGACGGUGGACACCUGGGGCAACGUGGUAAAAGAAGACGGCGUGGGACGGCCAUGGUGGGGUAUCUUCACCUCUGCGUCUGCCUUCAAUGAUUUAGGAUUCACUCUGACGCCGGAUUCGAUGUACUCGUUCCAGAGGGCGAUCUUCCCGCUGCUUCUCAUGUCUUUCUUGAUAAUUAUUGGCAAUACCGGGUUCCCAUGCAUGCUGCGCUUGACGAUUUGGACGCUGUCGAAGUUUGCUCGGCAAGGAACGGCCUUCUGGGAGGAAUUGAAAUUCCUGCUGGAUCAUCCCCGUCGCUGCUUUACUCUUCUUUUUCCUCGCAACGCUACGUGGUGGUUGUUUGCGAUCCUGGUGGCUUUGAACGGCAUUGAUCUGAUUUUCUUCAUUAUCUUGGACUUGAACGAUCCCACGGUGACCAACUUGCCACCCGGGAUCCGUGUCUUGGACGGCUUCUUCCAGGCCGCCUCCACUCGCACCGCCGGCUUUGGCAUUGUGAGCCUGUCGGACCUCCACCCGGCCAUUCAGGUGUCCUACCUGAUCAUGAUGUAUAUCUCCGUCUUCCCCAUUGCCAUCUCCAUGCGUCGAACGAACGUGUACGAGGAGAAGAGUCUGGGCAUCUAUGGCUUUGAAGACGAGACUGAAGUGGAUGACCACACCUCGCCCAGUUAUAUUGGUGCUCACUUGCGGCGUCAGCUGAGUUUCGAUCUGUGGUACGUAUUUUUGGGGCUCUUCGUCAUUGCCAUCGCGGAAGGCGGUCGGUUGGAGGACGCGCAGGACUAUUCCUUCCAGCUGUUCACCGUUCUGUUUGAGGUGGUGUCGGCCUACGGUACCGUGGGAUUGUCCUUCGGAUACCCCGGCGUCAACACCUCCUUCUCCGGCCAGUUCAACGUGGUGUCCAAGCUGGUGAUCAUUGCCAUGCAGAUCCGCGGACGCCAUCGUGGCCUGCCCUACGCACUGGACCGUGCCGUGCUGCUGCCGUCGGAUGCCCUGAACCGACACGAGGCCGCUGAAACGGAGCGCCGGAUGCGCCGGCGGGCCUCGAAUCUCAGUGGCGGCGAGUCUAUCGGUCGGCCCCAGUCUGGCCGCCUGUCGCAGUCGCAGGCUGACGCCCUGUCGACCGGGCUGGAAUCUCACGACUGGCAAACCCAUCCUGCGCCGAAUGGAGACGCCUUGGUGCAUCGCUCGUCGACUGUGCGUUCGGCCCGGUAA
This is a messenger RNA of Penicillium canariense, 2436 nucleotides long. Its product is annotated as potassium ion transporter. The transcript has 3 exons. The record is from RefSeq and is a predicted model, not a curated record. Gene Ontology annotation, molecular function: high-affinity potassium ion transmembrane transporter activity. Bases 1 to 2436 code for a protein of 811 amino acids. Gene Ontology annotation, cellular component: plasma membrane. Gene Ontology annotation, biological process: intracellular potassium ion homeostasis; potassium ion import across plasma membrane. NCBI's taxonomy places the organism in Eukaryota, Fungi, Ascomycota, Eurotiomycetes, Eurotiales, Aspergillaceae.